UACAUGGGAAAGCACUUGACACCAGCUACAUCUUUUUCAAAAGACCAAUUGUCAGCAACCAGGUUAUCAAGUUAAGAAUAGGGUUUUGGAUUUUGAUCUGCCUCAGAAGCAGAGACCUCCGUACACUCAUUGUUCAGAUUUAGAAGUUCGACUUCUAAUAAACUUAAACAGCCGAAGCUGUUCAAUAUUUUUGUCCAGAUGUUGUCUUACAGAAAUGCAAAUGCGGUCAAAAUGAAACGCCUGUAUAUGGAAACAGUGCCUACAACUGACAGCUGUGGUGACACCUGUACUGACAUAUUCGAAAAUAAACCCGGAUGCAAGAAUAGACAGCUCAAACAAGUGACGAGCAAACAGAAGAAUGUUAGGUGGCCACCACACGUGGCACGCCAUUUCCAAGCACGUACAACCUGACAUUAGGCUGUAACAGUUCGUAAAUUUUUAGUUUCUUUCCUAGAUAAUCCACGUCAACAACAAUAUCAAUUUUAUAAACCUACAGGUUGCACCACGGCUAUUCCAAGCACAGUUUGCCAAUAUCAAACAGUAUGUCCACUAACUGGAAGACGUAUUAUGCACAGAGUAGAAAAAUUCCUGAGCGGAGAGAUUGAUCACGAAAAUGCUAGAUAGUUUGCACAGUUGCACGACUGUACUUUAUCAGCAACGACAGCUAUGCUGACUUCGUGUCAUUUGACACCAACUGUUGAUACAGAAGUCUCAAAUACGUAUACUAAUUAUAUAUACAUAUGAAAUACUUUUAUGACCGAGAUUGACAAAAGCUACACUUUUCACAAACAACGUUUUCUAACUCCAGUAGCUUAAACGAGAGUUUCGAGUAAUUUCGUUCACACGUAUAUCGUUCUCCUACUGGACUGGAGAGCAGGUCCAAGGAAAACUCUUAUCAUGAAGAUUCUUCUGAUAACGUCCCUGCUGUUAGCCGCCGUAACUACAGCUUCUCUUCUGAAUGACAGCGAUGCGAUUGUUGACAAUGUCACUACUACUAACUAUAGAUUACCGAAUAAUUCAGUGCCAAUUUCAUAUUCUAUCAGUUUGAUACCGUAUCUCGUCGAGGACAAUUUUACAUACGAUGGAGAAUCAGCGAUUAAACUUGAGAUUCUAAAAUCAAGUUCUUCGAUAACUCUUCAUAUACUAAAUCUUACUAUAGACGAGAGUGCAACAUCCUUGGUGUCCAGUGGUAAUAAAAACCACAAAAUAGCCAGUCAUACUUACGAUACCAAAAAACAAUUUUUGAUUUUGAAUUUCGCCACCCAUUUGCCAACUGGAUAUUAUACACUGCAUUUGAAGUAUGUGGGUAUCCUAGACAAUGAAACUUUGAAUGGUUUCUAUAGAAGUUCUUAUAUCAACGACAAUGGUGAAACUGUCUGGUUGGCUACCACAGUAUUUGCGACAACCGCAGCACGCCGAGCUUUCCCCUGCUGGGAUGAACCUGCACUCAAAGCUACCUUCACUAUUUCUAUUAAACACGAUGUUAACUACACGGCGUUAUCAAAUAUGCCAGUUGCCAAUCAAUCGGCAAUCGACAAGACUGAUAACAAAUUAUGGACGACUUUCGAAACAACACCCAUCAUGUCUACAUACUUGGUGGCUUUUGUCGUUUCGGAUUUUGGAUACGUCAGUAACGAUGACAAAAACUUUAGACUUUGGACACGUAAAAAUAUUCUUAAUACUACAGCUUAUGCAUUGACUGUAGGGCAGUCAGAAUUUGCAUAUUUAAAAGAAUACACAUCGAUUCCAUUUGCUUUACCAAAAAUGGAUGAAAUUUCUAUCCCAGACAUUAUAUUCGAUGGUAUGGAAAACUGGGGCUUGGUUACCUACAGCGAAACAGAAUUGCAAUACGUAGACGGCGUAAGCACAACAUCUGCAAAACAAGAGGCUGCUACAAUUACUUCUCAUGAAUUUGCUCAUCAGUGGUUUGGGAAUUUAGUCACUCCAAAGUGGUGGAAAUAUAUUUGGCUAAAUGAAGGCUUCGCCACUUAUUUUGAAUUCUACAUCACGGGCAAGGCGGAAAAGAGUUGGCGCAUAAUGGAACAAUUCAUACUUCGUAUUGUACAAGGAAAAGCCUUUAUAGCAGAUUCUGCCGAAACCACCCAUCCCAUGAAUCAGGACGCGUCAACUCCAGAAGAAAUUAUUUCACUGUUAGAUUCAAUUUGCUAUGACAAAGGGGCUGCUGUGAUUCACAUGAUGUCCAUUUUCCUGACUCCCCCCGUCUUUCGCGCUGGUCUCACCAGAUACUUAAAGAAUAAUGCCUAUGGGGUGGUCACAUCCGAUGACCUGUGGAGCGCUUUACAAGAGGUAUCUGACGAAUAUGAAAUUCUGCCGCCUGAGAUUUGCCUUAAAAAGGUGAUGGACACUUGGGUCGAGCAGCCUGGAUUUCCACUGAUCACUGUCACCAGGGAUUAUAAAACUGGAAAAGCUAAUAUCAGUCAGGAACGAUAUUUUCAAUCUGGUGCUAGUGGUGACGGUACCAGAUGGUGGGUUCCUAUCAGUUACACAACUCAGUCUGAUCUAAAUUUUUCAUCAACAUCGCCUCGCGAGUGGAUCCCUCAAGCGAAAAAUAAUAUAGUUCUAAGCGGAUUUAAGCCCACUGAUUGGACCAUUUUCAACAUACAAGAAUCAGGUUACUAUCGUGUCAACUAUGAUGAAAAAAAUUGGAAAUUAAUAUCUAAUUAUUUGGACAGUGACGAUUAUAUAAAAAUUCAUCCCGUCAAUCGCGCACAAAUCAUCGAUGAUUCUUAUAACUUGGCGGUUGCCAAUCGUAUCAGCUUUUCUAUAUUUUUGGAUAUUUCGGUUUAUAUCCGCCGUGACGUUGAUUACAUUCCCUGGUAUCCGAUGUUGACCAUUGAUAAUUAUUUGUAUCAAAAAUUAGCAAACACCAGAAGCUUCUCGUUAUUCAAGAGAUUUUUUGUGGAAAGUUUUGAAAAAUCUAUUGUUACUCUCGGAUACGUCCAGCACAAUGACGAUGAACAUCUUAUAAAGUUUCACAGAGCAGAUAUGUUAAUCUAUGCAUGCUAUCACAGCAGUAAAAAAUGCAGAUCCAAAGCAACUGCAAGGCUGGUUGCAUAUUUGAAAGACCCAAUUGCAAACCCUAUAUCGCCGGAUUUGAAAAAUUGGGUAUUUUGCGGUGGACUUAACAAUGCAAAUGCAACUGUGUGGAACAUGGUUUUAGAUCUUUACGCCAAGAGCCCUUCUCGCUCCUUAAUUUAUUAUCUUGGUUGUUCCGAACACAAAGAAAUCUUGACAAAGUACAUGUCACUGGCAACAACAGAAAAUUCAACGAUACUCAAGGAGCAUGCAUCUGAUGCGUUCGCGUCCAUUUAUGAUGGCAGCGGUGAUAAUAUAAACUUCGCCUUGGACUACCUCAUCGACAAUUUCGACAAAUUAUAUGCAUUCUGGGACCAAUCAGCAGAUAAAAUGACUGGGCAUGUUUCUUCGUUUGGUUACAUCCUAACAACAAGAGAACAACUCACGAAGUUCAAAGCUUUAAUCCAAAAGCAUAAUGAUGUAUUGGGAUCUACUGGAAGCACUGCAAUCGCCAAUGCAGAAUCUAACGUCAAAUGGACUGAUACUUAUGAACCUGUUUUCUACAAAUGGUUUAAUAAGUUUUAUAAGGCCUAAGCCGAAGAAGCUACUUCCACUACCAACGUUAAGCCCGUUGCGACGUCACCUCCCUCUCCUUGGUCCUUUCCGUACCCAACACUGACCAGUACCAAUACUGAAGCUAGAAAAAAGCCAGUAGCCAACAUAAUAGUAACCGGUGUAAACCGAACAUGCGUUAUCUAGGGUGAGUCAUAGAUAUACAAUAAUUCAAGGAAAUCUUUGCAUGUUGCGCCAUACUCGACUUCUUGAGAGCCCGAAUCUUGAGAGACUCAAAAUCUUGAGAGCCCGAAUACCCAAGUAGGAACAGCGCUGAUCAGCUGAUUUUAGUUGAGAUGCUGCAACCAAGAUAAGAGCUGCUGCUCCCCGAGAGAAAAAUAUUCUGCUGCAACAAAAUCUGUUGGGGUCACCACGGUAUUCGCGAGUUCGCUUAAAGACUUCAAACUAAGAACAGUUCAAGGGAAGUCCAGGCUGGUUUGCCGCUGUAGAGUACACUGUACGCGUCUGGUCUUGUAUUGUAAAAUCCUUCAUUUUACUGGAGUGGAAUAAAUAGACGAUACAUACAUUACGAUA
Messenger RNA from Cephus cinctus (wheat stem sawfly), 4182 nucleotides. RefSeq names its product aminopeptidase N-like. The coding region runs from base 898 to 3630 and encodes 910 amino acids. Gene Ontology annotation, biological process: peptide catabolic process; proteolysis. Lineage: Eukaryota; Metazoa; Arthropoda; Insecta; Hymenoptera; Cephidae. Gene Ontology annotation, molecular function: peptide binding; metalloaminopeptidase activity; zinc ion binding. The record is from RefSeq and is a predicted model, not a curated record. The transcript is spliced from 12 exons. Gene Ontology annotation, cellular component: cytoplasm.